Photinus pyralis (common eastern firefly) is the source of this 1024-nucleotide messenger RNA. RefSeq names its product 15-hydroxyprostaglandin dehydrogenase [NAD(+)]-like. Gene Ontology annotation, cellular component: cytoplasm. The record is from RefSeq and is a predicted model, not a curated record. The transcript is spliced from 6 exons. Gene Ontology annotation, molecular function: oxidoreductase activity, acting on the CH-OH group of donors, NAD or NADP as acceptor. The coding region runs from base 122 to 919 and encodes 265 amino acids. NCBI's taxonomy places the organism in Eukaryota, Metazoa, Arthropoda, Insecta, Coleoptera, Lampyridae.
GUACACCAGACAUGAAACAUUUUGAGUUUGAUUAAUUUUGAUCUUAAUUGUCAAAAGAUACCAGCCAGAUAACCUUUAUAUUAAUAGUUGUGUUUAUCCGUCGCCGUCGUCUCAAAGAGCUAUGUUCGAAAUUACGGGGAAAAUCGCUUUGGUAACCGGUGGAGUCUCGGGAAUAGGAUUAGCAAUAUCCCAAGAACUGUUGAGGAAUGGAUUAAAGGCGAUCGUCUUGGUGGACGUAAACGAGGUUUUGGGGCAGAAGGUAUUGGGAGAAAUGAAGGAGGAGUUUGGCAGUGAUAAGGUACUGUUCUUGAAAGCCGAUGUUAGAGAAAAGGAGAGCCUUGAAGAAGCGUUCAAUUUUGCUGUUCAAAGUUUCCAGCACUUAGAUAUCGUUAUCAAUGCGGCGGGUAUACUAACAGAGAGGAAAAUUGAAAACACAAUCGCCACUAAUUUGAAUGGAACUAUUUAUGGAACCCUCUUAGCCUUUGAAGGGUACUUGCCAAAGUACAAAAAAGGAACCGAGGGUGUAAUUUUGAACAUUGCAUCAACGACUGGUUUGGAGCCCUUCGAUUGCGCACCCAUUUAUUCCUGCACUAAAUGGGGGGUCGUCGGCUUUACUCGUUGCCUUGGCACUGAAAGACAGUAUAAGAGAAAUAACAUAAAAGUUCUUGCACUAUGUCCUGGAUUUACUAAUACUCCUUCACUCCCUGUUGUGAAGGACAAGGAUGACUUUAUCAACUUCAAUUACCAAACAUUCUUUGAAUCUACAACGAAGUCUGUAAUUUUGCAACCGGCAAGUCACGUAGCAAAGGCGGCCAUGUGGGCUAUUUCUCAAGGUGAAAGUGGAUCAAUGUGGGUGGUUACAGAUAAUGAGCCAGUUUAUGAAGCUAAAUUUGAAGACCGAAAAUUAUUUCCAGUUUGAUACCAUUGUAACAUAAUUUAAAUAUAUUAUAGCAACGUGUAUUGACAGACAGAUCGACAUAUGUACGAGUGUUUUUUAUGUACCUACAGAAUAUUUAUAAUUUUA